AUGUCGGAUACAACAUGUCAUUAUAACAAAACACAUGGCAUUUUUAAUCGACGAGAAAUAAGGAUGUUGGCUCAAGCAUUAGGAUUACCAGAAGAACGUAUUGAUAAAAGAUUAAAUAAACUUGAAAUUGGAGAAACAGUUCAGACCUCAAAAUUAUUAGAUUUAAUCGAAAAAGGUGUAUUUGCUACUGAUUUUAAUUAUAUGUAUAAUAGUCAAAGUGGUCGAUAUAAUAGUGUUGUUUUAGCUAAAGCUCUUCAAUUAGUCGAUUCACAUUUAUUUAGCUUUAAUGAUAUAUCGAAAGCUCGGUUGGCUUUUAAUAUGUAUGAAAUGAAUGUAUCAAACAACGAUAGAAGAAAUUUCGAAUUGAUUUUAAGAACAAUUAAAUUUUGUGAUUGUCGUAUAAGUAAUUUAAAACUUGAACGACGCUUACAUCAUUAUCGUUUAAAUAAUGCAAGAAUAUUACAUUUAUGUGAAUAUUUUGAUCUUUUAUUAAUUUGUAAUCGUGAUAAUAACAAUGCAAAAUUAUUCUCAACAAAAAUUGUCGAUUUAGUUGAUCCAAAACCUAUUGAUCAACAAAUGAUGGAUGAAUUAAAUACAAAAUAUUUACGUGAUGAACAUAAUUGGUUUUUACAAGAAAAUUUUUCUAAACAAAAAAUUAUCGAAAAUUCAGUAUGGCCUGCGAAAAUUGCUCAUCAACAUCAGGCUAAUAUAGCUUCCAUAAGAAAAGCUCAACUUCAAAGACAAUUAUCUGCAAGUAUAUCAUCAUUAAAACAAUCUCGAGCUGGAAGUGCUUGUUCAUCUCGAUCACACUUAUUAUCUUCAAGUCUUCGUCAAUCUCGUCCUGUGUCUCAUUGUUCAUCUACAUCUUUAACACCAAUGAUUACUCGAAGUAACACUUGUAGUGCACAAUCAAAUCGAACAUUGAUAUCCGAAAAUGACACAGAACCAGAUGAAACAAAACCUGAUGAAAUAAAACUAGAUGACGCCAAACCAAAAGAAAAAGAACUAAAUGAAACUUUGAAUCGUUGGCAACAAUUACAAUCUGAAUCAGCAUUUUUAACAAUUAAAUAUGCUCUACAUCGAGAAGAUUACAUGAACGAACUUUUGCCAGAUGGUUAUUCUAAACCAAUAAUAGUUUCUAAACCUAUUGAACGUCAACUAAAAAAAUCUAAAUCAUUAGUUCAUUGGCCACGUCAAACUACUACACAUAAGACUUUAGCAUAG
Rotaria sp. Silwood1 is the source of this 1224-nucleotide messenger RNA. The record is from the annotation of a GenBank genome assembly. Lineage: Eukaryota; Metazoa; Rotifera; Eurotatoria; Philodinida; Philodinidae.